CGUCCUCUGUAGGGCUCGCUCGCGCGCGCUCCUUAUGUCUGAUUCGUCUCGCGCUGCCGCCGUCGCUACUGCCGCUCGCGUCUCCUCAGAGCCCGCGUGAGCUGGGGCGAACUCGAGGCUGUCUCUGCCUCCGGCGUUGCAGUCGCCACGGAGCCGUUGCCAUGGCGGGGGGUCCGGCUCGCGCUGCUUUCCGCGCCCUCCCCCCGCCCGUUAGGCUGGCGCUGCUGGCGCUGGUGCUCGGGGGCCAACGGGGGGCCCAAGCUUUAUUGUGCUUGUGCUCUGACUGCAAUCAAGCCAAUGCCACAUGUGAAACAGAUGGUGCCUGUAUGGUCUCAAUAACAAAUGUGAAUGGGAUGAAGCAUCACACCCGGACCUGUAUUCCUGAAGUAAAGUUGAUUCCUGCUGGAAAACCAUUUUUUUGCCUUAGUUCAGAAGCUGUACGCAACACACAUUGUUGCUACUCUGACUACUGUAACAAAAUUGAUCUUAUGGUACCCAGUGGACAUUGGAAGGAUGAUAAAACUCCUUCAAUCUGGGGACCUGUGGAGUUGGUAGCUGUCAUUGCAGGACCGGUCUUUCUUGUGUUCAUCAUUAUGAUUAUAGUAGUUUUUGUCUUUCAUCACCAUCCGCGUGUGUACCACAAUCGUCAGCGGUUGGACAUGGAGGAUCCAUCUUGUGAGAUGUGUCUAUCCAAGGACAAGACCCUGCAAGAUCUAGUCUAUGAUUUGUCUACUUCUGGCUCCGGCUCAGGUUUGCCACUGUUUGUCCAGCGCACUGUGGCUCGAACAAUAGUCCUCCAGGAAAUAAUUGGCAAAGGUCGCUUUGGGGAAGUGUGGCGUGGCCGAUGGCGUGGUGGUGAUGUAGCUGUGAAAAUUUUCUCAUCACGGGAAGAGCGAUCUUGGUUUAGAGAAGCUGAAAUCUAUCAAACAGUCAUGUUGCGCCAUGAGAACAUUCUGGGAUUUAUUGCUGCAGACAACAAAGAUAACGGCACUUGGACACAAUUAUGGCUGGUCUCUGAUUACCAUGAGCAUGGCUCUCUGUUUGAUUACCUCAACCGAUAUACUGUAACUAUUGAAGGAAUGAUUAAAUUGGCUCUGUCUGCUGCCAGUGGUUUGGCACAUCUGCACAUGGAAAUUGUGGGGACCCAAGGAAAACCUGGGAUUGCACACCGGGACUUGAAAUCCAAAAAUAUAUUAGUGAAGAAGAAUGGAACUUGUGCCAUUGCAGACCUGGGUCUAGCUGUCCGUCAUGACUCUGUUACUGAUACAAUUGACAUUGCCCCUAACCAGAGAGUUGGAACAAAACGUUACAUGGCCCCUGAGGUUCUUGAUGAAACAAUAAACAUGAAGCAUUUUGAUUCAUUUAAGUGUGCGGAUAUCUAUGCCCUUGGCCUGGUUUACUGGGAAAUUGCUCGUAGAUGCAACUCAGGAGGUAUUCAUGAAGAAUAUCAGCUCCCAUACUAUGACCUUGUGCCGUCUGACCCGUCCAUUGAAGAAAUGAGAAAAGUUGUAUGUGAACAGAAACUACGACCUAACAUUCCCAACUGGUGGCAGAGUUAUGAGGCUUUGCGAGUUAUGGGGAAAAUGAUGCGUGAGUGCUGGUAUGCCAAUGGAGCAGCACGGCUAACAGCCUUACGCAUCAAGAAAACUCUUUCUCAACUCAGUAUCCAGGAAGAUGUGAAAAUUUAGACUGCAAGCACCAUCUUGAGGAAAGUGCACAAAAAGCUGCCAUGCUAGAAUUGAUGUGGUGAAGAAGGCCUACCUCGUCUUUCUAUUCAGCCUGCUGCUAUCAACUGGACAGCUUGGCCUGCAGGUGGCCAGGUGAGGAGGAUGGACAUUCGAGACUUCACUCAUUUCCUCAUUCAAGAGUGAAAGACAUCUUUUUCUCAUCCCCUCCUGAGAGCAUUCUGAGGGGCUUGUAUAGGGGAAUGUCAGCCACAGUAUAACCUUGUUUCUCUUAUGGAAAUCCCUGUAAAUUUGAGUGAUGUGCUGAUUAGGGAAAGCCUUAUGGCUUGGGAGAAGAAGAUACUUUCUUAUGGAUUAAAAAGUGUGUCAGGGGGAAGGUUUUGAGGACUGACAUGUACACACAGGCACCUUGUGUGCACCUCUGUCCGGCCAUACAGUGGCCCUUUUCUAGCUCAACAGAUCCUAAGCCAGAACUACAGCGUGUGCAUGUGCAAAGGUACGUGUCCCUUUGCCCCGUAGGUAUGUAUUGUGUCUGCUUGUGCUCCUGUGCAUGUGAAAAUGUAGAGUGUCCUUUUGUGAAGUGCAGGUGCUAAUUCCCUAUUUGUCACUAGCUGAUAAUUAGCUAUCUUCUCACUAGGAAGGAGUAGGGUUCUGCCCUGCCAAAUAGUAGACCUACUUUGGGCACUGUACAAAUUGUUUCACUGCCAUUCUUCCCCUCUUUUUUUUCAAAGCAGGGAAAUAUUUUGAUUAUGUGUGUUUGUUUUUAGUUUAAGAUUCUCCCAUAAUGGGUAGCAAUGAUUACCUAGCAAGCAGAAAGAAUUGCGGAAGAAUUAAGUGUCCGCUGAAAUUGGUGCUUUCCUAGUUAAAGAAAGGCAAACAAAAUUGACCAUAUAGGAUCAUUGCCCUUCCAUUUCUCAAGGUGCCUUUGGCAGAACAACUCCGGUGUUUUACAUUUCUCUACAGAAUGAAAUGGCUAUGGAGAAAUAUGCACUCAGAGACUUCCUGGCAACAUUUUUCCUUCAAGGAACAAUGACUGCAAAACAAAGCUUGUGUGCGUGUGUGCGCGCGUGUGUGUGUGUGCGUGUGUGUACGUAAGUGUAUGUGUAUAUAGAUAGAUAUAUAGAUAUAAUAUGAUCUCCCUUAUUCUGGAAGCUACUUUGUGUCACUUGGGCAGGGGGUGGGGUGGGAUAGGGAAGGAUUGGGAAUGGAUUAACUGCAUGCAUUUUGUUUGAAUUAAAUGAUCAGGGCAUAGUAGGACUGAUUUGGCUGUCACAUUUUUUUGUGGGGGGAACAGCCUGAGAUUGUAUUGUGAUGCAAAUAAUGCAUUAGAAACUCCAUUAUGUGUAGGUUGGGUGUUUGAUAGAUAACUCCUGAAGCCAUAACUUUUAACUGGAGUGGUUUGAUUAAUUUUUUUAAUUCUUAUUUUAAUGGAGGGGCUGGAUUUUAACUUUUUUUACUAUUCUUUAUAAGAGUAAAAUAGAUAAUUACCUCUCAUUCUGUUUAUAAAGAAAUCACUGCAAAAAAAGAGAAAAAAAAACUGAGAAAUGCACACAGCUCAAUUUUACACUGGAACUGUUUCUAUACAAACCAUGAGCCCUUGACUUCUAAGAGGAGGAGUUACCCCUUCUUAGACAGGGGAUUUUAUAAGAAUAUAAAACAUUCUGUAUUUGUUGUUUGUCAGUAUGGGCAUGUGUUUGUCUUUCUUCCCUCUCCCCUAACCUUUCUCGUGUCUUUGAGUGUAUCGGUAUAUACAUUGCAGAGUUUUGCAUUGUGUAUUGGAGUCAAUUUGACAUGUUCCUUUGAGUCUGUAACAAGUUGUAGCUUCCUUUAAGGCUGUGUUUUGAAAAUCUCAGGCGCUUUUGUUUGUAGACAGAUGUGGGAUUUGUGCUUCUGAUUGUAAAACUUGCCUUUUUCUGUUAUUUUGGUCUGAUCAUUUCUGAGCCAGAGACCACCACAAAUCUCUAGCAGAGGGAUACCAUUUACUAAAAUCCUCCUUGUAUUCUGAUCUAAAAUAAAAGGCACCUUGAAAUUUAUUUUAAUCAUAUAUUUUCAUAAAUAAGAAAUGGCAUCUAUGAUUGCUGGAGUUGGAAUUGAAAAAGAUAUAUCACGAAGAUUUACACUUGGCGCUCAGGUAAUGGAAAUGUUCGUGUGUAUAAUUUCACUGUCAAAUCCACCUCCAUUUAAAAAGAGCCAUUUGAUUAUCAUGGAUAAGUUGAAGAUUUUAAGUGAUAGUCAUGAAAUUAGCUUGAGGCUAAAAAGUAUGUACUUCCCUUAAGCAUAUUUGUUUCCAAGUAUUCCCAAGUGGUAAAUAAUUUUGCCAGAGUGUGUGUCCUAUUUCUGUUCACACUUCUUGACAUUUUACUCCUAAAUCUGCAGCUUAGAGGCAGAUAAUCAUGUUUCAUAUAAAGUCAGUUUAAAUCGGAGUAUAAUUCCCCAAUUAUGCCUUAUAGUAAUUUGCUACAAAUAUAACAUUUGUUGCUUCUUUCUCAGAGUAAAUCAGCUCUAGUUCUGUAUGAAAGGCUAUUUAUUUAUGAUUUUAACAAUACUUAUAACCUGCCUCAAUCCCAAAAAAACUGGGUGGUGUACAACAUCAAACCAAAAAAAACCUCAUAACAAUAAAUAGCUAAAUUCAGAAUACUUGUCAAUAAUAAAAAAUAACCACAGAGAGCAGAAAUAAAAAGACAGUCAGCUUGGACCAAAAGUGCAUUGAAAUAAAAUAGCUUUAACCUGUUUACAGAAUUGCAGCAUAAGUUGGAGGAUGUUAUAAACCUCACAAGGGGAGAGAACUCUCAACAGACACUCUCUUGAUGACUAAACCAGUGAGCAGAUUCAAUUCUGCUAUGGUAUUGCCUGAAUGUGCCAUUUAGGGCUUCAAGGCUAAAGGCCAGCACUUUGAAUUGGGCCCAGAAGCCUGCUGGCUACCUAUGCAGGACCUUUGAUAUAGGUAUUUCUGGCUAGAUGGGGCUGUCCUACCAAUAAUCUUACUGCCAUAUUUUGUAUCAGCUACAGCUUCCAGAUUGUCUUCAAAGGCAGCUGCAUGCAGUGCAUGUUGCAGUAGUCUAAUCAAAUAGUGAUCAAAGUAUGAGUUACUGAAGUCAGGGCAUCCUGUUCCAUGUAGGAUUAUAAGUGGUGCAUAAGCCAAAUCUGGGCAAAGGCCCUCCUGGCCACAAUUUCCACCAGCCAUUUAAGCAGGAGUUGUGAGUCCAGGAGGACUCCAAGUCAACAACCACAUCGUUCAGGGGGGACAUAAUCCAGUCUAGAGUAACAACUGGCACUGAUGUCGGGAUGUCCCAAUCUUUACUGACCAUUAGCAACCCCAUCUUACAGAAUUUGAUGUGAGCUUAUCUUGCCCCAUCCAAACCUCUCAGAUGCUAAUUCAAGAUUUCCAUAGGGUUGUGAAGUAUAACUGAGCAUUGGUAUACUGCUGAUAUCUCAGCUUGAGCCAGCAGAUCAUCUGUCCCACCAGUUAGAUGUUAAACAACAUGGAACCCUGAGGGAUCCCACGCUGAAGCUCCAUGGACUCAGGUGCAUCUCCACCAGGGUCACUGACUAUGAUCACACACUCAGGUAGGAGCAGAACCAUUGUAAAAUGGUGUCUCCAACUCCCUGUAAGAAGGAUACCAUGGUAUUGUUAGUGGUAUUGAACCCGCCAAGUUCUAAUAAAUAGAGGGGUAUAUUCCCCCCACCCCAUCUGCAUCUGAAGAAAGGUUAUCUAUCAGGACAACCAGUGCCAUUUCUAUCCCAUAACCAGGCCUGAAUCCUGACUGAAAAUGAUCCAGAUAAUCUGCUUCCUCCAGGAUCUUCUCUAACUGAUUCCCCACUACCUUCUCAACGCUCUUCCCUAAGGAUAGAAUGCAGAUAGGGCAAAAUUUAUCAAACACAGCUGGAUGCAGGGUUUACGUCUUCAGCUACCUCCCUCAAAGCAGGCAGCAUCAACUUAUCCCUCAAAGAAGCAUUGAUAACCUCCCAGAUCCAGCUGGUCACACUCUGUCUAGCCACCCAAAGGAGCCAGAAGGGUAAUGAAUCCAACAUACAGGUGGCAGGUAGUCAGACUACAGAGGAUUCUAUCUGCUUCCUUGGGUUCCACAAGCUCAAAAUAAUCCAGAUCAUAUCACAAGGUGGCACCCCAUUCACCACAGUAGGCUCUGGCAUCCAAACCAGAGAGGAUAUGACCCAUUUUAUUCAUUAAAAAAUUCAUCCAACAGAACUGGACUCUUGGGCAAGAUUUUUUUUCUUUGCAUUAUCAUGACAAACUAAAAAUGACUAAAGAAUCAUUUUCCCUAGUUUUGCCUGCAGACUGCAGGCAUUUCAGACUGCAGGCAUGUUCAAAAAGGGCCCUCAAAUUGCAUCAUUUUAAUAAAGUAAGGAUGGAUGCUCCUUUAGGACAUUUCUUUAUUGUCCAUGUAUCCAGUGAGAUGUGGAAGUUAGCUACUGCAGUUGGCAUCUUUAACUAAGAGGAGCAAAUAUCCUGUUUACUUUGAUACAAGCGUGUUAAUGUUCCUAACCAUUCCUUCAUAAUUACUUAAAAAAAAAAAAAAA
Molecule: messenger RNA, 6224 nt
Organism: Python bivittatus (Burmese python)
Lineage: Eukaryota; Metazoa; Chordata; Lepidosauria; Squamata; Pythonidae
Gene: ACVR1B
Product: activin A receptor type 1B
Biological process (GO): cellular response to growth factor stimulus; cell surface receptor protein serine/threonine kinase signaling pathway; protein phosphorylation
Cellular component (GO): signaling receptor complex; plasma membrane
Molecular function (GO): ATP binding; transmembrane receptor protein serine/threonine kinase activity
Source: RefSeq, a predicted model, not a curated record